Sphenostylis stenocarpa is the source of this 294-nucleotide messenger RNA. NCBI's taxonomy places the organism in Eukaryota, Viridiplantae, Streptophyta, Magnoliopsida, Fabales, Fabaceae. The record is from the annotation of a GenBank genome assembly.
AUGGCCUGGCAGGACCUGAAGACUCCUCCGCACUGGUGGGUUUCGGGCUCAAAAAGCCCAGACCUGCAGGAAAGUGAGAGCACCAUUAUAUCAAACACCUACCCGACCACUUCAUUUGUCAGUAUAUCUGAGGAAAUCACAGCCACUGCGCCGAAUCUCGUGAGUGCCCACUUCUGUCUCUUCCUCUCUCUCUUUACAUUUUCUGACUUCCAACCUCGAUUCCACUCCUACUUGCUUUUCACUUUGUUGCUAUUUCAUGAAUGCUAUGCUAUGAGUAGGUUUAGCCACUCUUAG